AUUCUUGACGCGCGCUCCUUAUGUCCAUAUUGCGCUCGCAAUCUUAUAUAUCGCGAUCUUACCCGCGUUUUUUCCUCGAUCGCGGAUCCAGCUGGAUCCGCGAUCGAGGGAGAGACGCGAUCGUCCACGCGUGCUCAUCUUAUCAUCGCGAUAAAGCGCGAUGGUUGAAAGACGCGUCCCCUCGCCAGGUCACACACGCGCUUCGUCAUCUCCAUCCCGUUCUCCUCUUUCUCCCGAUUUCGUUUCUCCAGACCGACUCCCUACUCUGAGCAUCCUCUCAUUUUACAAUCGCUCGCCGCGAUAUUACCGCAAUAUCUCUCUCUCUCUCUCUCUCUCUUCCGGUAGGAGAGAUAACAUUUUACUCUCCGGAAUAUUAGAAGAGAAUAUGCCUGGAAGUUGCAUAGCUAUAGAAGGUAUUCGUAGGCAAUUUCUAUUCAGCAAUAUUAUACAUCAUCAUGACGUCAAGAUUAGAUAGAUUAUUUAUACUGCUGGAGACUGGAACAAAUGCGGUAACUAAACGAGCAGCUGCGCAACAGCUGGGGGAAGCACAGAGAUUACAUCCUCAUGAUUUGCAUCAUUUAUUAGCAAGAGUCUCUACUUUAUUAAAAUCUCCACAAUGGGAUACUCGGGUAUCGGCCGCUCAUGCUGUGCAAGCUAUACUUGCUCAAGUUCCACCCUGGGAUCCAGAAUUUAUUAAGAAGGAAACCUCUGCAGAUGAAUUGGAAGUGACAAAACGGAAAACUUCCACUGCUAGAUUGAAUUUAAAAUCCUUCGACAUGGGUAGAGUUCUAGCAGGUAGUUCACAUCUUACUGGAUCGGAGGGCAGCGAGUAUGAUUUAACUAUAUCGGAGGGAGAGCAACUAUCACUUCCUAAUCANCAGGAAAAACUAGCCGCAAAGCUGGGUUUUCAUCCACGUUUGAUGGGCGUCGAUACUGCUGAUUUAUUUACCGUUGAAGAUCUUACUCCAAUGGUGCAGAUGACACAAGUCACCACGAUAUCUGUCGAUGAAACUUUGAAACAACCAGGAGGAUUGAGCAGAAGAGAAAUGAACAGAGCAAAACGAAAAGCGCGUCAAUCAGUGUCGAAACAGCGAUCACGCGAACCAGAGGAUCAUCGCGCUAACGAUGACCAUUCGAAUUCAACGAAUGCUCAAUCGCCAGUGACUAAUACUGAACCCCCGGUCAAAAAAUUGAUAUUAGAGGAAAUGAUCUCAUCAGACGCUGGAUCGAAAUGCAGCGUACCCAGCGAGCUCGUAAGCGGAGUGCCAGAUGGGACUGGAUGCUGGCCCGACUCUGUUGUAAAUUGGCCUUUAGAACCUUUUGCAGAAAGCUUGUGCCAAGAUCUAUUCAGUCAAAAAUGGGAAGUGCGUCAUGGGGCAGCGACAGCUUUACGGGAACUCAUAAGACUCCAUGGAAAAGGAGCGGGCAAAUCGAGAGCUCAGACCAUAGAAGAAAUGCAAGAAAGCCAUUAUGAGUGGAUAACGGACGCCGCUUUACGGUUAUUAUGCGUAUUAGGACUCGAUCGAUUUGGAGACUUUGUUUCUGACCAAGUUGUUGCGCCAGUACGAGAAACGUGCGCACAAGCGUUGGGAUCGCUCUUCUUAUUAAUGCCCGGCGGCCAACAAGCUAAAGAUAUUAAUGGCGUUUUUCACGGAAUACUCUCCAUAGUGCUGAAACUCUUGGGACAUGACGAAUGGGAAGCCAGACACGGUGCGCUUCUUGCACUCAAAUAUUUAUUGGCCGUACGAGACGAUUUAUUGGACGAGAUGUUGCCGAGGGUGUUUCCCGUUAUUAUACAAGGACUUUCUGAUCCCGUGGACGAUGUGGGUGCGGCCGCCGCGAGCGCGCUUAUACCAGUGGCGUAUGCCCUGCCGCGAUUGUUGGAACCAGCGGAACUAGAAGCGAUCGUGAUACGUCUUUGGCAAUUGUUAAAGGAACAAGACGACUUGGCCGCGGCUUGUAAUAGUUUUAUGGGUCUCUUGGCCGCGAUACUCUCAUUACCGUCGGCACACGCUUGCUUGACGCCUCAACCGUUAUCACAGGUGUUACCACGUUUAUGGCCGUUUCUCAACCACUCGAGUUCGAGUGUACGUAAAGCCACGCUGCGAACGCUGCAGACUUUGACCGAGGAUGACGGCGAUCGCAACGAGGAUAAGAAAGAACGGUGGGGCGAUGGUGGCGGAAUAGUUCUGCAGGAAGCAUUACGACAUGUAUUUCAGUGUGUGCUGAUUGAACAUAUUACCGCAAUACAAGACGUGGCCGAGCGUGUCUGGGAGAAUCUAGUCGUACAGAGUGAUCUCGAGUUAUUGCUACACGCGGCGUGCCCGCACGUCAGUACAUGGCUUUGCCUUGCUAUGCAGCCGGAAUACGUGCCAUUCAAUCCGAAUCUAUUAAUGAUCGUCACUAGUGGCAUCACUAAGGGUGCGAAGAAUAAUCAAACGGUCACCUACUGCGAUGGACAAUCGGAUACCAGCAGUAAUGGCGGAAACGUAAACGCGACUGCGAAAACGUUAUCCGAGCUGAAAAUGUAUAUUGGCGGUAUCGAAACAGUGGCGCUCAACGUACGAAAAGCGAACGUGGUGCAGGCUCGUUGUAGAGCAUCUCGUAUGUUAGGACUAUUGUCGCACUAUGUCGUACAGCCCGCGCCGGGCGUGAUUUAUCCACCGGACGUGCCCAGCCCAGCGCUAUGUUACGCCAAGGUAUUACUAGCGCAUCUCAAUUCGCGAUCAGCAUUACAACGCACAGUCGUCGGACUCACGAUGUCUCAUUGGGCGACCGUAGCUCCCCUGGAGCCACCCGAGAUACCAGAUAUACUCAGCGACAGACUAUUGGCUUGUUUAAACGAAUGUAUGUACUACGACGAAAUUGCGGCUUCCUUUACUCGAUUGCUGCACGAAAGUCGCGAUUACAUCGCGACUUUGAAGCAUUAUAAGCUGCCUGUGCCGGUUGAUGUAGAUUCGUCCGGCGUAAUGACUCUCGAUCAGAUCGCGGCACUUGCUGGGAAAACGAUUCCUACCCUCUGUACCGCGGGAGCAAACGCAGGCGGAGCUGGAAAUAUCAGCGGCUGUUCGAUAUCUAUUAAAUUGAAACCUAAAUUAAUAGAGAGUUUAGAGGAGAGGAGGCGAGCGUUGGACGUCGGAGCGGCUACGACGGCGGCGCAACAACAAUCGUUGCACGUUAUGUCAAUGGCCGCGCUUGCUGGCGCCGCCACAAUGUUACAUUGCCUUCCCCAACCUCCACAGCCGCUCAAUCCGUUGGUGAAACCGCUGAUGGAAGCUAUAAAACGGGAAGAGAAUGAGGAAUUGCAGAAACUGGCUGCAAAACAUUUGUCUCAUCUAGUCGAUCUUUGUGUCGACAGGAAACCUUCUCCGAACGCAAAGAUUUCUACCAAUCUAUGUACAUUCCUAUGUUCUGAUGUCGAAUUCACACCGCGAAUAUAUUGCGCCGGCGAUAAUGAUAUUUUUGAUGGAAUACUCACUUUAAAUAACAGGCAAAAGCACGCCGAGAGAAUAGCGUAUAAUCGUGGUGCAAGUAGUGGACUCGGCGGUAGUCGAGGCCCCGGUAGGCCACCAACGACCGAGAUUCCUCUAGAAGAGUUGCUCGCUUGCGAAGAACCAGAAGCCAAAGCUGCCAGAACGCGACGCCGUGGAGCUACGCUAGCAUUAACAGCCAUAGCUACUCUCUUCGGUGCUCGGUUACCUGUCCGUCUGCCUCAGUUGUGGGACCUGAUUUUACCAGAUGUACUAAAAGAUACGAACAAGCAAGAUAAUAUACAAGAAGAAGAUGGAAAUCAAUUGAUAUUUAGUUUACAAGUGUUGGAGAUCAUGGCACCUAGUUUGGAUAAAUCUCUCUUACCACCCGCAUUAGAAUGUUUACCGCGUUUAUGCAAUUUAUUAGCGCAUCCGUAUAAAGCUGUUAGGCAUAUGGCUUCGCGGUGUAUAGCUAUAUUAGCAACUCUAGAUGCGGAGAAGACAAUGGUACACAUAAUACGAAGCGUUAUACCACUUUUAGAGACGACCGGCGGUGAAAAAAAAUGUUCCUCGGGUAUAGUGGCACCAAAUAAAGUCGAUUCCAUACGCCAGGGAGCCACGGAAGCUCUAGCCUGCAUCGUAGAGAGCUUAGGGGUACAAGUGAUACCGUACGCUGUAUUAUUCAUGGUACCCUUACUCGGACGUAUGAGCGAUCAGAAUCAAGCUGUAAGAUUGGUUUGUAGCGCGACAUUCGCUACACUCGUGCAACUGUUACCGCUGGAUCCUGGCGCAGUCGCAGACCCACCGGAUUUGGUGCAAGAGAAGACGCAGGAACGAAAAUUCUUGGAUCAGCUUCUGAAUCCCCGUAAUAUUCCCAAUACGGAGCUACCAAUUCCCGUAGCUGCGGAACUGCGUUCUUAUCAGCAUCAGGGUUUGAAUUGGCUGAAUUUCCUGAAUCGUUACCAUCUUCACGGAGUCCUGUGCGACGACAUGGGUCUUGGAAAAACGUUACAGACUCUUUGCAUACUGGCACUGCACCAUCAUCGUAAUCCACAGGCGCCGAGUAGUCUGGUGGUAUGUCCGCCGACUCUUACAGGUCACUGGGUAUAUGAGGCCGAGAAAUUCUUCAAAGCACGAGAUUUGUCGGUUAUUCAAUAUGCCGGGACACCACAAGAACGCGAAAAGCUGCGUCCCCGGGUGUCGCAUCACAGACUCGUCGUCGCGAGUUACGACAUUGUACGAAAGGAUAUUGAAUUCUUCGAGACACAUCAAUGGAAUUACUGCGUGCUUGAUGAAGGCCAUGUGAUAAAAAAUGGUAAGACGAAGAGUGCCAAAGCUGCGAAACGACUGCACGCCAAUUAUAGGCUCAUAUUGUCCGGCACACCGGUACAGAAUGAUGUGCUCGAGUUGUGGUCUCUAUUUGACUUUCUGAUGCCGGGCUUUCUCGGCAGCGAAAAACAAUUUGCCGCUAGAUAUUCCCGUCCUAUCUUGGCUUGUAGAGAACCAAAAGCAGGACCGAAGGAACAGGAGGCUGGUGCUUUAGCCAUGGAGGCUCUUCAUCGACAGGUACUGCCCUUCUUACUGAGACGAAACAAGGAAGACGUAUUACAAGAUUUGCCUCCCAAAAUCACACAGGAUUAUUACUGCGAUUUGUCGCCUUUGCAACGUAUACUUUAUGAGGAUUUUCGCACUCGUCAUUCGGCUACUCUUACCUCCUCCGGCUCCUCGUCUUCGAGCGAUCCCCAAAGCGGUCACGUAUUCGAGGCGCUGCGAUACUUGCGUAAUGUUUGUAAUCAUCCUAAGCUGGUGCUAAGUCAACGGCAUCCACUUUAUCAAACGGUUUGCGAUAUGUUGAAACAGCAACAGAGCACACUGGCGGAAAUCGAGCACGGUGCCAAGUUACCCGCGCUGAAGCAACUGUUACUAGAUUGCGGUAUUGGACAACAGCAGCAACAGCAAGCUCGUUCGAAUUCCUCAGUCACCGCGAAUCUUGCCGCGGAAAGCACCCAAGAACAGCAGUUAGUUAGCCAACAUCGCGUUCUGAUUUUCUGUCAAUUGAAAGCGAUGCUAGACAUUGUGGAGAAGGAUUUAUUACGCACUCAUCUGCCGACGGUGACUUAUCUCCGUCUCGAUGGUAGCGUACCGGCAGCGCAGAGACACUCGGUCGUGGCACGUUUCAACGCCGACCCAUCGAUAGACGUUCUCUUGCUGACUACCCAGGUCGGUGGUCUUGGACUAAACUUAACAGGAGCGGACACUGUCAUAUUCGUGGAACACGAUUGGAAUCCCAUGAAAGAUCUCCAAGCAAUGGACCGCGCGCAUCGUAUAGGUCAAAAGAAGGUGGUCAAUGUAUAUCGCUUGAUCACCAGAUCGACAGUAGAGGAGAAGAUCAUGGGACUGCAGAAGUUUAAGCUCCUCACUGCGAAUACGAUAAUAUCAACGGAGAACGCUUCACUGGAAACCAUGGCUACCGAUCAGUUGUUAGAUUUAUUCUCGUUGGAUAACGGCAAGGAGAAGAAAACGGAUCAUCACGAGGACGCUGCUUUGUCAAAACUUCCCGGCCUACCAGGGCUCAGCCGUUCUGUGUUGGAUAUUCUACCUGAGCUCUGGGAACAGCAACAGUACGAUGAUGAAUACGAUCUCGACUCAUUUUUAUCCACUCUGAAGGCUGAUAGCCAGUAAGCUUGUACCUCGAUAAAUCAUUGAACGUAGAUUAGAAUUCGGUAAGUUCUCAUCGAGUACUUUCAUUUUGGAGUGGAAGUUGCCACACAAAAUCGAGUGAACAUAUUGUAGAAAUCAGCUCCGACUGCAAACUCUCGCUUACGCGCAAUUCAGAAGUUAUAGCGCAUCCCAGUGGCCAAAAGCGACCACUUAAGUAAUUUAUGUAUUUAAAAAAUAAUUUACACAUCUGAUUAAAAAUUAAUCAAUUCUUAAUCUAAUCGCAUUGCGUUCUUGUUAAAUGUUAAUAUUAAGAAGAAUGACAUACAUCGUACCUAAACUCAAAUAGCCGGUAUGAUAGUAAGUAGAGAUAGAUUAAGAUAUCUUGUAAACGUGUGUGUUUUGUUUAGUUAUAAUAAUUUAUAAAAAUGCCGAUACAAUUAUUACAA
Formica exsecta is the source of this 6577-nucleotide messenger RNA. RefSeq names its product TATA-binding protein-associated factor 172 (gene Hel89B). Gene Ontology annotation, molecular function: DNA binding; ATP binding; ATP-dependent chromatin remodeler activity. The record is from RefSeq and is a predicted model, not a curated record. NCBI's taxonomy places the organism in Eukaryota, Metazoa, Arthropoda, Insecta, Hymenoptera, Formicidae. The coding region runs from base 456 to 6152 and encodes 1898 amino acids. The transcript has 16 exons.